This is a messenger RNA of Solea senegalensis (Senegalese sole), 1204 nucleotides long. Its product is annotated as palmitoyltransferase ZDHHC12-B-like. Gene Ontology annotation, molecular function: protein-cysteine S-palmitoyltransferase activity. The record is from RefSeq and is a predicted model, not a curated record. NCBI's taxonomy places the organism in Eukaryota, Metazoa, Chordata, Actinopteri, Pleuronectiformes, Soleidae. The transcript has 5 exons. The coding region runs from base 309 to 1127 and encodes 272 amino acids. Gene Ontology annotation, biological process: peptidyl-L-cysteine S-palmitoylation; protein targeting to membrane. Gene Ontology annotation, cellular component: endoplasmic reticulum; Golgi apparatus.
UACCAAAACACGGAAGUAGUGACAGCAGUGAGAAGAAAAUCAAAGCUGACGCGAACGUUCCUGAAAAACGCGUUUACUUCGUUACUAACAACUAAGGGUUACUUCAUAAACGUACGUUUAGUUUCUAGUCUAUUUAUUCUUUAAGUUGUUGUAUUAUUUAUUUACUUUAAACCACCACUGUUGCGUUGUUUGAGGACGGCCAACAAUGCUAACGAAGAAGCUAAAGAGUUAGCUGUCAGUUAGCCGCGGUGCUAACGAAGAGCUAGUGUUUCAAAUAAUAAUAAAAGUGUCGCUGUCGUGGUGUUAAAAUGGCGCGGAGCUUGUUCCGGAGCGGGUGUGUGGUCCGGGUCGUUCACACGCUGCUGACCUGGGUCAUCACCCUCAUCCUGUUCCUACACGACACCGAUCUGCGUAAGUGUGAGGAGCGAGGAGAGCUGCUGCUGCCGCUGCUCUUCUUCUUCCUCGUGGUUCUGUCGCUCCUCUUGUACUUUGCAGUUUCUUUAAUGGAUCCAGGUUUUAUCCUCACCGACUCUGUCAAGGGAGGUCAGGGGUCAGAGGAGGAAAUGGAAUCAAUGAUUCCGCAGACUUCGACUCCUCGGCUGCGUCGUUGUGGCUACUGCUUCCUACAGCAGCCAAUGAGAGCGAAGCACUGUCAGACGUGCGGUCACUGCGUGCGUCGCUUCGACCACCACUGCCCGUGGUUGGAGAACUGUAUCGGAGAGCGGAACCAUCGCUGGUUCACCGUCUUCCUGCUGGUGCAGCUGCUCGCGCUGCUGUGGGCUCUUCACAUCACGCUCUCUGGAGUGUUACCCGGCGCCUCGUGGGAGCAGUGGCUCCGCGUGAACUGCGUGCUGCUGGCGACGCUGGUCCUGGUGGGCGUGUCCUCGGCGGUGACGGCGGUGCUGCUCGGCUGCCACCUCUACCUGGCCUCCAUCAACUGCACCACGUGGGAGUUCAUGGCCCGCCACCGCGUCUCCUACCUGAAGAACUGCGGCGACGAGGAGAACCCGUUUGACCGCGGCGUCGCCUGCAACCUGUGGGACUUCUUUUGCAUGUGCAGGACGGUGGUGUGGGAGGGGCUUUACCGGAGGAACGCCAUGACGUCACAGCCCGGUGAAGAUCACUGACACUGACACUUUUUUAAACUCUAUUUGUACGCUUUGUAUUUAUUGACAAUGAGACAUUAAAACACUUCUGAUACACA